AUGAGCGUUCCGAAAGUUUACUACAAUAACGAUCCGCACUCCUUUGGAUACUCCACUGCAAGAUCCAGAUGGCCAAAGAUUCUCCAGAAUGCAAUUGACGACACUACUGCGGAGUUCUCAAAGAGCACAGACUCCGAGUUCAAAGAGCAGGGCGCCCAGAUUGUCGAGCAGAUCAAGGAAUUUUUGAAGGAGUUGAACAAUAAUGCUGUUCUCAGGCCGUUCAAGGAGGUUGAAAUCCCUGGUUUGAAGUCCUACAACGAGACCUUGUCGAAAUUGGGCGAAGUGACCUGGUUGACGGGCCCUUGGCUGUUCUGCGAGUGUUUCUUGUACAGAAAAGUGGACGCUUUCAUCAAGACCAAAUCGAAAUGGCAGACCUUUGAUGUGUUCAACAAACUGAAAAGAGACACGUUCAAGUCUUCGGACAAAGGAAUCUACGAGCUGGCUCUCAGAUACAGACAGUUGAACCAGCAGAUCAAGUCGAGAUCGACUGAGGAGCUGGAUCAGAAGGACUUGGAGUUCUUGUUCGAGGAAUUUGCAGACAUCUCGCUCUGGGGAAACGCCACAGACUUAUCAUUGCUUGCCAAUGCUACUCUGGAAGAUAUAAGCUCUGUUCAAGGCAAAGAGGCCCGGGCCAAGUCGGCCAAAAACAUUCUGUGCAAUGAUCUUCCCGAGGCCUGGAAAGCACUGCUAUCGACCGAGUUCGAAAAGAGAAGAAUAGACAUUGUGCUGGAUAACGCAGGAUUCGAGCUGUUCACCGAUCUGAUUUUGUCAUUGUUCCUUUUGGACGCCAAGGUGAUCAGCCAAGUUGUUCUGCACUGCAAAUGCAGACCCUGGAUGGUCAGUGACACCAUGAUCAAAGACUAUGACAUAUUGAUCCAGGACUUGCGUAACACCUCUAUUUUCAGCGAACACAGAGCCGAUCUGGAUUUUCUGGUGGAUAGCCUGGAAGCUUACAGACACAGCGGAAAGCUGUUGCUCAAGGAGUCCGAGUUCUGGACCGUGGAUCUGGACUACUGGAAUCUGAGUCCCCAGGAAACGAAAUACGGCGGUGCGGAGCUGUGGAAGUACCUACAAGACUCUGCUCUAGUCAUUGUGAAAGGUGACUUGAACUAUAGAAAACUGACCGGCGACAGACAUUGGCCUCGUGAUACGCCGUUCAAGGUUGCAAUUGACGGACUGGCAUCGUCUGGUAUUCGCAUUCUGGCAUUGAGAACUUGUAAAGCAGACGUCUGUGCAGGUCUUCCAAAAGGAAAAGACGAGGAGCUUUGCGAGUACUGGAAGAGUCUUGGUAACGAAUGCGGCGAGCUGUGGUGUGCCAGUGGAAAAUGGGCCGUCAUCUCAUAUAGUGAAGGAAAAUAA
Molecule: messenger RNA, 1359 nt
Organism: Ogataea philodendri
Lineage: Eukaryota; Fungi; Ascomycota; Pichiomycetes; Pichiales; Pichiaceae
Exons: 1
Coding region: 1-1359 (452 amino acids)
Biological process (GO): DNA damage response
Cellular component (GO): cytoplasm; nucleus
Molecular function (GO): phosphatase activity
Source: RefSeq, a predicted model, not a curated record